AUGGCCUCCCCAGAGAACCAACAGCAAAACCAUGCUCCCGAACCUCCUUUCCCUUCCGCUGGCGACCAUGAGAUGCGUGACUACUACGCCGCGCAGGACGCACCACGACCUCCGCCACAACAAGAACCAUACCUGACACCGUACCUCGGUCUUCGAGCUAGACUCUCGCAGGUCUGGAUCAACCGGUGGACUGUACUACUUUUACUCGUACUAAUUCGGACUCUACUCGCAAUCGCGAGCCUGGACGACAACCUCGGACAAGCGCGCGAGAAAGCGCUCGGCGCUUGCUCUUCCGUCGAAGAUGUGGGCUCGGCGAUGGCUUCCAUGCCAUACUACAUGUCGCAGGGCGUCAACGAGCUCUCGGCGCAAGGCAUCGAGAAAGCCAUCAACGGACUGAUGGAGAUGCUCAUUAUGACUAUCACUGGAGUCGAAGAAAUUGUUGUCUUCAUCAUCAACUUACUGACUCAGACGUACAUCUGCUUGAUUACGUUUGCGGUCGGCGGCAGUUUGCAUGCAGCGAUCGCUAUUGCCGAAGAUGUUGGCAGCUUUCUUAACUCGACGGUGAAGGAUGUUGGCGAUGACCUGGGUGAUGCCGCUUUGGACUUUCAAAAAGCCAUGAACGGCUUCAUCUCGGAUCUCGACAACAUUGGCGACUUUCUCACUGGUGAUGAUUCAGACCCGCCAAAGCUGGACCUUACCAAUGAGAUCAAGAAGCUUGAUAGGCUGCAGCUUCCACCUGACUACGACAAGGAGCUGCGCCAGCUCGACAAGAACAUCCCAACGUUCGCCGAAGUCAACAACUUCACCAAGAACGCCAUCAGGUGGCCAUUCGAAGAAGUGAAGCAGCUGCUGAACAAGAGCUUGCCCAAGUACACCAUGGACCGAGCUCUCUUCCCAGUCCCGCAGAAAGAGAAACUCACUUUCUGCUCGGACGACAACGGCAUCAGCGACUUCUUCGACGACCUGGUCAAGAUAGAGCUUCUUGCCAAGAAGAUCUUUCUAGUGACACUGGUGGUGUUGGCUAUCCUCUGCAUCGUACCCAUGGCUUGGCGAGAAAUCCGGCGGUUCAAGAUGGAGCAAGAACGGGCUCGCUUGAUCAAGAGCGAUGCCUUUGACCCUAUGGACGCCGUCUAUAUUGCUUCACGGCCUUACACCUCCACCGCCGGACUCAAGCUCGCAGACAACUUCAAGUCGCGCCGACGACAGACUCUUGUACGCUGGAGCAUCGCGUACGCGACCACGGUGCCUGCUCUCUUCAUUCUAUCCUUAGCAUUGGCCGGCCUUUUGGCCUGUUUAUGUCAAUAUAUCUUGCUUCGGACGAUCGAGAAAGAGGUACCCAAGCUUGAGAACCAAGUCAUUGGCUUUGCGGACAAAGUCGUUAACCACCUCAACAACGCGAGCGAGCAGUGGGCCACCGGUACCAACAGCAUCAUCACGGAUACGAGCGACAGUAUCAACCAUGAUGUCUUUGGUUGGGUGAACACCACGACCACGGCAGUCAACGACACGCUGAAUGUCUUUGUUGACGGCGUCAUGGACGUCCUCAACACCACGUUUGGCGGCACGAUACUGUACGAUCCCGUGCUUGAAGUUCUGAACUGCUUGGUGCUGUUGAAGAUUACCGGUAUUGAGAGCGGUUUGACCUGGAUAAGUGAGCAUGCUCACGUCGACUUCCCGCUUCAUCCGAACAACACCUUCUCGCUUGGAACGAUCGACAAGGUGUCCGGUUCGGAGGCGGAUAUUUUGGCAGCGGGACCUGACAGCGGUGCAGCCGAUGCUAUCACCGGCGCCAUGUACCACGUCAUCCACGCUUUGGAGAGCGCCAUCCGACAAGAAGCGAUUAUAUCAACUUGCGUACUGUUGAUAUGGGUCAUCAUCGCUUUGAUCGGUAUCUUCAGAGCGCUCUUCGUCUUCUUCAAGGGUGGCGAUGAAGGUGUCUACACCGGCCGCUCUCCGCAUGCGAACUUUGGCUGGGGUGAAAACCACGACACGACUGAUCGCAGCAUUCGAUCUUUCGACAAGUACGAGAUGAACGAUCUGCAACGUGUGCCGACCUACGAGCAAGCCACCGCCAAUCCUGGCGACAAUACGGCAAACAAGUUCAACGGCCAGUCGUACACCCUCACGCCGCUCCCACUGCCAACCUUCGAAGUCCAAACCGCCACCUCGCCCAUCCUCAACACCGGCUUCCGCUCGCCAAACGAGAAGCUGGGCAACGUGCCCGGCCAACACGUCGACGCCGCCAUCCGCCGCCCCACCCACGUCCGUGCCUCCAGCCACGGCGACUACGCCGUCUCCUCCCCACAGACGGCCCACCCGGACAACCCAUUCACGAAUCCGAAUUACCUACAGCCCACCACCAAUAAACCCAAUCCAUUCGCCGACCCCGCCCGUUGA
Messenger RNA from Saxophila tyrrhenica, 2397 nucleotides. RefSeq names its product plasma membrane fusion protein prm1 (gene PRM1). Bases 1 to 2397 code for a protein of 798 amino acids. The transcript has a single exon. The record is from RefSeq and is a predicted model, not a curated record. Gene Ontology annotation, cellular component: mating projection tip. NCBI's taxonomy places the organism in Eukaryota, Fungi, Ascomycota, Dothideomycetes, Mycosphaerellales, Extremaceae.